Rhododendron vialii is the source of this 1090-nucleotide messenger RNA. RefSeq lists its product as uncharacterized. The transcript has a single exon. Lineage: Eukaryota; Viridiplantae; Streptophyta; Magnoliopsida; Ericales; Ericaceae. The record is from RefSeq and is a predicted model, not a curated record. The coding region runs from base 177 to 1022 and encodes 281 amino acids.
GAAAGAUCCUAUCUAGUUAUGCCCUUAAUAAGAAAAGGGUUUCAAACGUGGUUAGUAAAGCUUGGAGAACCAAUGAAGAAUUCUCUGUUUCUGCGUGGGGGGGAGAAUAUCUACGUUUUCGACUUCAAAUUUGAAGAGGAUUGUGCAAAAUCAUUACUCUAGGACCCUGGUCCAUAAUGGGUCACCUAGUGAUUUUGAGCAAAUGGGACGCUCAGAAAACCAUCGAGGAGUUGGAUUUCUCCCAUAGCCCCUUUUGGGUUCAGAUUAAGGGACUUCCUCUGGGGUACCUUAAUGUGAAAAGCAGAAUGAAGAUAGCAGAAACCCUUGGAGAGAUCAUUUCAGUUGAAGACCCAGAUGGGAGGGGGAAGUUGGCUAAGCUCAUCCGAGUUUGGGUUUGGAUUGAUAUCACAAAACCUCUCAAAAAGGGUUUCUUCCUCAGACGCAACGGAGAAGAAGACCUCUGGAUCAAAUUUCAAUAUGAGCGGUUGUCUGAUUUUUGUUAUCGGUUUGGUCAUGUGGGUCACACCAUAAACGACUGCCCGGAGCAAGGAUCGAGUAACCAGUCGGCAAAUCUUUUUGAUAGCAACUUAAGGGCAGAGACUUCUUGGUUGGAUAUGAUUCAAUAUGGGGAUAAACAGCUGGAGAAGCUAUUUUACCCUCAUACAUGGAGGAUUCAGGCUAGCGGCGGUGGAAAGGAGGGAAGCAUGGAAGAAAAGGGUGGCGCGUGUGAGGAAAUUAUUUCCGUUAUUGCCAAAGGGACAAAUAGUACAAAAGGGAGCUAUGAGGGAGCAGAGGACAUUGAGGCGGGACAGGUGUCGAUGCAGGGGGAAGGCUCUAGCACGAGCAAGACAAAUUUGUAUUCCAAUUUGCCAGAUGAGCUGGCCUUUUGCAAACAUCCUAGCAACCAAGGGUUUUUGGAGCUGGAUGUGGUAAGUAAGACUCCUUUUGGGCCUUCUCCUUCUCUAAAUGUUGAGAGGCCCAUUUCGAGUGGGCCUCAGUACUUUGUGGAAAGAAUCGAGUAGCCCAAGAGACUCUGAGAGGGCCGUAAGUGAGAAUUGGGCUGAUAUGGCAAAUCUUUUACCUAGCUCCC